Molecule: messenger RNA, 1045 nt
Organism: Ailuropoda melanoleuca (giant panda)
Lineage: Eukaryota; Metazoa; Chordata; Mammalia; Carnivora; Ursidae
Gene: CCDC190
Product: coiled-coil domain containing 190
Source: RefSeq, a predicted model, not a curated record
AGCUCAUUCAUCCAGAUCAGGCUGACAUAGCAAAAGAUACAAGCAGCAUUCUCAUGGUGAGAACUCUGGGUUUGUAGACCAUGAAGAGGAUGGAGAGGCCCAUGGUCACGGGUCCUGUGUCUAAGCACUUCCACCUGGAGAGGAAGAGCUCCAGGCAGGCCGAAGCCAGACUCCGCCAGAGACUGCAGAGGCUGGAGCACAUCUGUCUGAACCACAUGAAGCUGCUGACCCGGGAGCAGAGGCAGCUCCAGAAAGAACUGCAGCGGUUACAACAAGAUAUUAUCAAGAAAAAGCUCUCCUCUUAUUUGGGGAGUGGAAUUCAGAAGAGACCAGAAGAUGUCCUUGUGCCCUUACCGCCAGGAGAACAGAAGCAUGGAGUUCUACAGGCUAAUAAAGUUAGAGCACUGGCCACCAAUAUGACCCAAGAAAUAUAUAAAACCAAGUCCCAGAUGCCUCCUUUCCGUCACGCUGGCCUAAAGGACUCCGUGAAAAGAAAAGAACAGGCACUGUCUCAAAAUUACAAAGCUUCCCACUUCAGAGCAGAAAAGCCAUAAGCCCUACAGAAAGAUUGUCUAAGCCCCCCAAGGGGCAAAGACUCCAACAAGGGCAUCACUAUUCUGUGUCAAGAUCAAGAUGUCCCCAUCAACACCCUAGACCAAGGCCCUGGUUCCAGCCCAGCUGGUGAGAGUGGAAAAGCACACACUGGCGAGGCCAGAUCAAAGGAUGCCAGCCUAAAGCCAGACCCCAAUGCUGGGAGACGGUCCCCUGAGUCCCAGGAAUGCGCAGAAAAUCUGAAAGAUGAGCCCGUAACACCUACCUUCUCAGAGCUGUUUGUGAAGGUCAGAAACGCCCACUACCUAUGGCACAGGGUUCCCCCUGAGUCUGACAGAUUGCUUAGUAUCGGGGAGAUAUUUGGGCACAAGGAACCCUUCCAGCCAGGAGGACAGCAUGGGCUUCCUUCAUCUCUAACCACCUAGCAUAACCUCACAAGAACAUCUAUUGUACUUGCUAAAAAGAUGCGUGCCUCAAGUAACUGCAGUAAGUC